GGAUUUUUUUUGCGCGCAGCGCUUGGAAACCAAGUCUGCUUAGUAGCCGCCCUACUGUCACGUACUCGGCGAGUAGUUCGUUUUUCUCCUGGUUAGUCAGUUGAACUUUAUUCAUAUGAAACCAUGAGUCACUCUAAACGGGAGGAGAAAAGCCGUUCCUACAAACAGUGGAAAGUUUGGCUGACAAGUAAUUACACGCAACAGAAAGGAAAACAUGUUCCAAUUGCUGACAUUUUGGAGCACGCAGAUAUGGUGAAAGAUAGAUUCAUCCUACCACUAGACCGCAGGACCCUUGGAUCUUUGGUUAAAGAACUUUAUAAUGAUGUAACAAUCAGUCGUAGGCAGCUUGAAGAAAAAAAGUAUCGUGUUUAUGUGAACCUUGAAAAAAGUAAGAGCCUAUGCAAAGGUGGGGAGGAUAAUAUGCUAGCUGAGGCCACAAAGUUUGCCACUUCACAUGGAUGGCAUGUUCUCACUGAAUCUGACAGAAGGCUGAGUCUGAUAAAAAUCAGAGCUUUGGAAUUUAAUGGCAUGCGAGUAACCACUGAAAUCUGUGUGGAAGAAGGUAUUGAGAAAGGCCCUCUUCGGCUGGCUCUGAAGUCGAUGGGUCGUUUGGUUGACCCUGAAAAUAUCUUGCAAGUUGAUCUUUCUAUUGGAGAAAAGUUGCUUUCUUUGAUGGCACUAAUGGAGAAAUCUAAACUCUGCGAAGGUAUAGAUGAUGAUGAAAGCUUCUUCAUCAGUGGUUCCUGGUUGAGAGGAACCUUAAAGGACACAAGCAUAACAGGUCCUAACAGCUGUAAGAACAAAAUAUUUUCCAAUGAUUGUGUUAUUUUAGCCAAAUCUUAUAAAUCCAGAAGUUGUAGCAAAUGUGAUGCCUUGAAAAACAAUAUUCAACAGAAUAAAAGAAGAAAGGUUGAUGGAGAACCUUCUCCCUACUGUAAUUACAGGUGGCUAGAUAAACACCACCUUGAGCAAAAGUUGAAAGACAAGACAAGAAAGAUGAGGAAUGCAAAGCAAAAAGAUAAAAAUUUGAAAGAAGUUUGACUUAAGGUAGCCCAAGCUUUCUUUUAGCGACACAGGGUCUAUGCGAACAGCAAGAAACAAUUUAAAAUUCGAAGAGCCAGAAAUGAAAUGUAAUCUGAAAUGUUUGAUAUGUUUUGGCCAUUUUCCUUUAAACUUCAAUGUGAAAACCCCAAGUUUCAUGGUCUGCAGGACAGGAACUAUACAUUGAAAACCAGACUAUCUUGUUCUCUAAGCUGAAAAAUAAGGUUCUAGGCUGACUUUGCUCGAAUAAGCGCCCCACCCCUCCCCCAUCAGGUUUUAUUUAACCAAGUUAAAUGACUUUUAUACAUAUACUGAAGUAAAUAUCCUCAUCGGUUGCUGUUCAUAUCUAAUAUACAAAACACAUUGUCCCGCAUUGGAGCUCAUAGAAUCUGAGCAAGAAAGAGUCAAAUACAGUAUUUGAUGGAUAAAAGUUUAUUUUUAAAAGCUACCUAAGUUGUAAGAAGAGAUGAAGAAACUGUUGUUAGUAGUAUUAUAUUUGUAUUUAAAGAAAACUUUUGUCAUUUGUGCAGAUUUCUUCCUUUUAAAUAAACGCCUCCCUCAAA
Nematostella vectensis (starlet sea anemone) is the source of this 1604-nucleotide messenger RNA. RefSeq lists its product as uncharacterized. NCBI's taxonomy places the organism in Eukaryota, Metazoa, Cnidaria, Anthozoa, Actiniaria, Edwardsiidae. The coding region runs from base 124 to 1041 and encodes 305 amino acids. The record is from RefSeq and is a predicted model, not a curated record. The transcript is spliced from 2 exons.